UCCUGGAAUUUUGUGCACUAUAAAUAUCGCCCUCAACCCAACGCCAUAGUCUCAUCCCAUUAUCGCAAUCUUCCUCUACGCUUUCUGUAAAACUCGUGAUCAUUUAGGAGAGCGCCAUCGAAAUCGCAAAUGUCUCAGACUGUGGAGCUUAAGGUUGGCAUGUCAUGCCAAGGCUGUGUUGGAGCUGUGAAGCGUGUUCUUGGAAAGUUAGAAGGAGUCGAAUCAUUCGAUGUUGAUCUAGAGAAGCAAAAGGUGACCGUGAAGGGCAAUGUCCAACCGGAAGCCGUUCUGCAGACUGUUUCAAAGACUGGGAAGGAGACAUCUAUUUGGAAAGAAGAUGAGAAGGCGGCUGCAGUGUCCGAACCCACAUCUAAGGCUGCUGAGACGGCUGCCACAGCAUGACUCGACUUUUCCAAAUAUAACUUAGAUAUUUUAAAGUAGUACUUACUAUAUAUGUGGAAGCAAUUUGGAAUGUUUGUUGUGUUUGUCCUCCCAAGUUAUGGUAUAUGUAAUUUGGAAUAACUUCUUGCUCA
This is a messenger RNA of Andrographis paniculata, 533 nucleotides long. RefSeq names its product copper transport protein ATX1-like. The record is from RefSeq and is a predicted model, not a curated record. The coding region runs from base 130 to 402 and encodes 90 amino acids. NCBI's taxonomy places the organism in Eukaryota, Viridiplantae, Streptophyta, Magnoliopsida, Lamiales, Acanthaceae. The transcript has 3 exons. Gene Ontology annotation, molecular function: metal ion binding.